GGCCCAUUUGUUGAAAUUUUCAGUGCUCAAGGCAAGAAUCCUGGAAGAAAGUGGAAGGUUUUCGGCAGUCCAUCUGUAAUUGGGAAAGAGUUUGACAAGGAGGUGAAAGGCUUCGUCUUUGUUCUAGAAGGGAGCAGUCAAACUAAUAAGAUGCAACUUCCAAAGGAAACAAGGCAAACACUUGGACUGAUACAGCAAUUUCUGGUACUUCAGAUUUAUGUACCACUGGGACAGGACUUCUCAACUGAAUUGCUGAUAACUGAUUUGGGAAACAUUAAAAGAAGAUUGUAUUUAUCAACGAUCCAUAAGGAAUUGUCUGUAACACCUCUACAUGCAAAAAUACCUCUGUUUAUGAUUAAGCGCAAAAUUUGGUGCAAUCUGUGCAUUGACUUGGUAGCAUUCACCAGUGAGAUAUUCAAAGGAGCCGUUUUCCAGUCACUGGAUGGCAUUAUUGUUUCAGCUAACUGUAAGCUGCGAAAGAUCUUCACACUGAAGUCAAAGCCCCUGGACAGAGCUGAUGAAGAAGUUUCUGGACCAAUAGAUACUAUUCCCCGAACCUGUCAGUUAAAUUCAGAUGUACCACAAGUCACACAGCUACUGAAUAUGAACAAGCUUCGUCAAACAGAACAAAAAUGUGGAGGUCGACUCUUAACCUCACCAGAAUUAGUAGACCAUAUAAUGAACAGAGGAUCAACCACUGCAAGGAAUAAUAGAAAUCAAGAUAAAUCCCACAUUGCAUUUGGAUCAAAAGUCUUUGGUCCACCUCCACCUUCUGGUCGAAGAUUCAGCACAAGGGCAUCUGGGGAGGUGACCAAAUCUGCAACCAUUAAAAUGAACAGAUCAUGCCAGGUGCCCACUUUGGAAAAGGAAGAAGAAUCAACACAAGUUCAUGGCAAGACCAAACAGUCUUCCUUUCCACUUGAUGUAGCUGAAGAGCAAGGAAACAAAGAAAAUAUCCAGUACACAAAUCAAAUGUUGCUGGAUCAUGAUGAAUGGAUCUUCCCAGACAAAAAAAAUUCUCAUCUGGAUUCCAGCAGUCCACCACAAAUGGCUUGUGAAACAUCCUAUGGCUUUUUAACAUCACCACUGGAUGACAACCAAACCUGUGAAAACAAACAAACACUUCAAGUUGAGCAGGAGGACGUUUUCACAUAUUCCUCAAAACCUAGAUCAGCACCUCAUGGGAAACCCCUAAAUCUUUCAUCUGAUGACUGCAGCUUUUCUGUGGAUUUAAAAGAAGAGAUGAAUGGGGCCUGGCGAGGUGCUCAAAUGGAGGAUGACUUCUUUGGAAAUGAGAGCAAUGAAGAGGAUGAUAGCUACAUUGAAUUUAUGGAAGAGGAUCAGACCAGCUCCUUUUUAUCAAGAUCAUCAGAACCUGCAAUUUCUGAAGAGAUUCCACUCAAAAUUGCAUCCCAAAAUCCCGACAACUUGGCAGAUGGAAAAACAUUGUCACCAAGCAAAGAAGAUUCAGUUGUGAUGACAGAAAAGGCAGAUAACGUUCCAAAAAGCUUUUUGCCAACUUGUUGCUUGUCCCCAAGAAGAAGCAUACCCGGGCCCAUUAAGGAAAUAUCUGAAAUACCAAAGGAUGCAUCAGGCCCAUUGAGAACUUCCAUAAGUAGAAAAUCCUUGAAGGAAAUCCCACAGGAGAAUUCAAAUCCAAUAGACCAAAUCCCUGAAUAUGACUGGAGAAACUACCAGCCAAGCAAUAUGAGUGCCUCUGAACUUCAAAUGUUGGCUAGUAUGAAAAGGCAACAAAAUGAAGAGCUGGAAGAUAAUCGACUUUCACAUGGUUUGAGUGCCUCUCAAAUCGGCAAUUGUAAUAUCAGCAUCAGCACAAGCAGUGACGAUACAACAACCUGGAACUCAUGUCUCCCAGCGCCUGUCAACCAAGGGUGUCACUAUCAAAAAGAAAUGAACCCUCUUUCUCAAUCCAACCCAAGGGACUGGUUAAAUGUAUUCAGCCCUCCUAUAAUCUCUCCUAGCCAGCAAGAGGUGGUAGAAAAUGGUGGAACCAAGGCAGAUAUGAGCAUUCAAGGAGAAGGUGACUUCGGGGCAGAAGAAGAUGAAGUUCUCACUCUCUUAUACGACCCGUGCCUAAACUGUUAUUUUGAUCCUGAAACUGGCAAGUACUAUGAGCUGGCAUAGUCAUUUGCAAGGGCAAGGAGCAUGACCUCUCUUCAGAACUCUUCCAGCCCUUAGGCCUUUGCAAAACACUCAUUUAAAACUAGAAUUUUUCCCCUAUUAUGUGCUCCAGAAUCCUGUUGCUCAAAAGUACAGCACUAUCUUAUAGGGUUUUUUUUAAAGAUGUGUGAUGUGUUUAAAACAGAUUGCCCUUGCAGUCUUUUCUAGUUUGCAUACAUAUUUUCUGAGCCAGCUGAUGUUAUUUAAAAUAUGGGACGUUCUUGUAUGUGAACAAAUUAUGCUGAAUCAAAAAAUGUUUGCCUAGUUAAUCUGAACGACUGUGUGAUGAUUUUUCCCUACACGUACUUGUUCUUUCAUCUCCAAUAAUUUAAAUAGAUGUACUGCCAUCUUUGCAGUUCAGAAAAUACUGUCUGAUGUUCAAAGGGAAGUGUUCCAUGAACUGCCUUUUCUCUUCUUUAUUACUGAAUAAAGCAAUAUUUCUUUCUUUUUUUAAAAAAAAA
Anolis sagrei ordinatus is the source of this 2642-nucleotide messenger RNA. Lineage: Eukaryota; Metazoa; Chordata; Lepidosauria; Squamata; Anolidae. The record is from RefSeq and is a predicted model, not a curated record.